Molecule: messenger RNA, 8859 nt
Organism: Salvelinus namaycush (lake trout)
Lineage: Eukaryota; Metazoa; Chordata; Actinopteri; Salmoniformes; Salmonidae
Product: histone acetyltransferase KAT6B-like
Exons: 18
Coding region: 319-7431 (2370 amino acids)
Biological process (GO): nucleosome assembly; regulation of DNA-templated transcription
Cellular component (GO): MOZ/MORF histone acetyltransferase complex; nucleosome
Molecular function (GO): histone acetyltransferase activity; DNA binding
Source: RefSeq, a predicted model, not a curated record
GUCGGAUUUAUGUAAACUACAACAUUGUAACAAAAUGGCGACUGUUUAGGUCACGUCAGUAAUGCAGGGGCAGCACUGUAAUUUCUUACAAAUCAACUGAUACAAGUCAAGGUCGUUUGGUAACUGUCCCAACCUUCAAGGAAUUUACGUUCUGGCUACUUUCGUCGUCUUUUGUGAGGUGACGUGAGUUACUACCUUGGAUGAGGAUUUACAGCAGGAUUGUAUGUAUUGAUGCUGAGGUGGAACCGUACCUUUUUUUUUUGACCUUUUCAAGAUGUGUUGGAUGUACCAAACGUUUCACAACAAGGGGGAAUCUCUAUGGGUCAUUUUUUCCUGAAUCUCAUCGAUUUAACCAUGGUGAAACUUCCCAAUCCUCUGUAUACAGAGUGGAUUCUAGAAGCAAUACAGAAGAUCAAAAGGCAAAAACAGAGGCCUUCCGACGAGCGGAUUUGUCAUGCAGUGGCUACUUUACACAGAUUGGACAAGCGGACCGUUUUGGAACAGUUGGAUUUAAGUGUUCAUGAUGGUUCCAUUCUCAAAGUCACCAAUAAGGGGAACGUGUCGUACAAAGACCCCAAUCACCCUGGGAGAGGAUUAUUAUUAUCAUCAUCAUCAUCAUCAUCAUCAUCAUCGCUCAAACCUGUAAGUGCAAACCUCUCUAUUCCAUCGUCUAAAGGAUCUAUAUGGAAGCCGAGUGACCUACGCCACGUUGAUUGGAAUAAAGUCCUGAGGAGAGCCAUCGAGGGUCUGAAUGAUAGCCGUGGUUCCUCUCUGAAGAACAUCCAGAGGUACCUAAGGAACCAGGAUGAUCCAUCACACGUCCAGGACAACCCAGGGUUCCAGCAGAGGUUACGGCUGGCCGCUAAAUGGGCGGUCAAAAACGGCCGGCUGGCAAAGGAUGGUCCGCGCUACAGGUUGAACCAGGGGGUUAAUGGAGCUGAGGGUAGGAGCCAGAGGUGUCCAGGUGCUUCCCCAUUGGCUCUUCUGUGUGUCACUCUUCUUCCACAUGAGAGAGACCAGCUACGCGCUGACCCCAUCCCAAUAUGCAGUUUCUGUUUGGGAACGAAAGAGUCCAAUCGGGACAAGAGGUCAGAGGAGCUUCUGUCCUGUGCAGACUGUGGAAGCAGCGGGCACCCGUCUUGUCUGAAGUUUUCCCCAGAGCUGACCACUAACGUCAAGAGAUUGCGAUGGCAAUGUAUAGAAUGUAAAACAUGUAGCUCCUGUCAAAUACAGGGCAAAAACGCUGACGAGAUGCUGUUCUGUGACUCCUGUGAUCGGGGGUUUCACAUGGAGUGCUGCGACCCGCCUCUCUUAAGGAUGCCAACAGGUACCUGGGUUUGUCAGGUCUGCAGGCCCAAGGAAAAUGGAAAGACAUUUCUGCAUAUGAAAGCCGAUCAGAUCAAACGUCGAUAUGCAAAGCCAAUCGGGAGGCCCAGAAAUAAGCUCAAACAAAGAAUGUCUGUAAGCAGUGGUGAUGGCUCCAUGCUAGCCCGGGGAGGAAGGGGGUCACCUGGUAGGGGUCAAAAGCUUACCGUCUGUUCCACACCUUCAUCUGGUCAUGCAGCAUCUGUGAAGAACGCCACAGACAGAUUGGCUGUUGCUACAGCUGACCCCUGUUGGGCAGGUGACGCUGUCACUCCCCCUCCCCAAUUCACCACCUCCUCCUCCACCCUCUCCACCACUCCCCCCCUCACGCCCACCUCGUCCUCCUCCUCCACCCCAGCAGCUAUACUCACCGUUAACAAGAAAACCAAAGGGCUUAUCGAUGGGCUUUCCAAAUUCUUUACACCCUCACCUGUCGGUCGUAGGUCGUCGCGAGCCGGCGAGAUCUUAGACCCCUCAGCCUCGAAAGGAUCACAGUCUUGUUGUCCUGCUAGGAAAAAGCCUGUCCCUCCGCCAGAACUAUGGAAACUAAGUCAAUCUCCGUCAGUUGUUGUUGGCAUGGCUGCAAAGCUAACCACCACCACCCUAUCUCCCUGUACACUCCCCCUCUCUCCCCCACCCACGUUGGCUGGACAGGGCUCCACCACCUCCCAGGUAUUCUCCACCUCUGCUAACUCCCCCCCGAGUUCUUCCAGCCAGUCUAGCGUCCCCUCCCUUACUAUUUUGUCUGAUCACAACCAGCUCAAGGGACUCUUUGACGGACUCUCCCAUAUCUAUGCCACUCAGGGACAGUCUCGGAAAAAGGGACUGCCUUGCUACGCACCAGCUAAGCGCAGGCACCAUAAGGCAUCCAAAACGUGUCCUCUCAUUCCCCAUCCUUCCCAGCAGCACCUUGGAAGGAAAGAGAGAAUAAAGAAUCGGUUGCUGUUGUUGUCCCAUUCAUCUCCUAACGCCUCUUCCCAUCCUGGGCACGGCCGGCCAAGGGGGCGCCCCUUUAAGUUGGUCAGUCAUUUCAGACGUAACCCCUUUUUUAGAAAGCACAGAAUGCUAGGCAGGCUAAGAUGUAGAAUGACCCCUCAGAAGGGAAUCCAGGAAAUGACCCCUCAGAAGGGAACCCAGGAAACACCAGGAAAGGGAGACAUGACAGACGAAGGAAGAAUUAAGACAGAGCACCACCAUGGCAGUGAAGUGGGGCUGAGGGUGAAGCAGGAACCUGGAUUCGUAGCGGUCUCCGGGGAACACGUCACAGAGGAAGACGUGGAGAUAUUCACACAGGUCCAAGAGAUCUCGUCGCAGAGAAAUGGAACCAUGACCAUCACUGACUCUGGACGAUUCCCUGCCUUCAUAGAGUUUGGGAAGUAUUGUAUCCAAACCUGGUACUCUUCGCCUUACCCACCUGAAUACUCAAGAUUGCAUACGCUUCACCUGUGUGAGUUCUGUCUGAAGUACAUGAGAAGCAAGAACAUCCUACAGCAACACACCAAGAAGUGUGGCUGCUUUCACCCUCCGGCCAAUGAGAUUUACAGGAAGGACGACCUUUCAGUGUUCGAGGUUGAUGGAAAUGUCAGCAAGCUCUUCUGCCAAAACCUCUGCCUGUUAGCCAUGCUGUUCCUCGAUCACAAGACCCUAUAUUACGACGUGGAGCCUUUUCUUUUUUACAUACUAACAAAGAACGACGACAAAGGCUGUCACCUUGUGGGUUAUUUCUCCAAGGAAAAGCUUUGCCAGCAGAGGUACAACGUCUCCUGUAUAAUGAUCAUGCCUCAGUACCAAAGACAAGGCUUUGGAAGGUUCCUCAUUGAUUUCAGUUACCUUCUCUCGAGGCAGGAAGGACAAGCUGGCUCCCCAGAGAAACCUCUGUCAGAUCUGGGUCGCUUAUCCUACCUGGCAUAUUGGAAAAGUGUCAUGGUGGAGUACCUCUAUAAGCAGCCAGAUAAACACAUCAGCGUUAAAGGAAUAAGCAAGGCCACCGGGAUGUGUCCACAUGACAUUACUUCUACUCUCCACAACCUCCGCAUGAUUGACAGACAGGACGGCAGGUUUGUGGUGAUCCGAAGAGAGCGAUUGAUCCAGAGACACAUGGAGAAGCUGCGAGCCAGCCCCAGGCUGAACCAGGUCGACCCUGACGCCCUGCACUGGACCCCCGCUGUGGCCCUCAACUCUGUCCUGUCUGAGGAGGAGAGAGAGGCUGAGAUGGAUGCUGAGCGACUUAAGGAGCAGGCUAGUUGUUGGGAGAAGGAGGAGAGAGAGGUGGUCCACCUGAUGACUCACCCUCGUCCUCCCACUAAGGUCUACAGUAAGAAGCCCUGCAGAACCUACCAGCGUCGCCCCACCGCCGGAGAACAAGGCUUGCACGUCUCUGACGAGUGCAGUGAGGACGAUGAGGAUGGUUUUGAUUGGUCGCUACCCAUCCUAGCGAAGGCCCACGCCGUACUUGGAGACAAGAGAAAGAGAGAUGAGAGAGCUCUGGUCCUCAAGAAGAGAGGUCAGGAGAGGAGAGGGAUAAGUAGCAGUGUGACAACUGAGACCAUCUCGGAGACGACGGAGGUUCUGAAGGAACCGUUUGACAACUCGUCGGACGAGAGGCCCAUGCCCCUGUUGGAGAGGACCUGCAGGGUGGGAGAGACGGAGGAGGAGCUGCUUAGGAAACCAGUAAAGAGAUGCAGAGGUCGUCCACGGCUAGAGAAAAACAUGUACAGAGACAAUCACUGGAACGAAGGGGCCGGUGUGCUAGUGAAGAAACCGGGCAGACCUCGAGCAGUAAAGCGCAAGAAGGGCUGGCCCAAAGGAGUGAAACGGGGGCCUCCAAAAUGGCGUCUGAAGAAGGAGAGAAAGAUGGGAUUCAAGCUGAACCUGUACACACCCCCGGAGACGCCGCUGGAGGCCGAGGAGCCCCACAUCCAGGCUGAAGAGCCCAAGGAGGAGCUGGACCAGGCCUCUCCCAUAAUGGAGGCAGGGUCAGAGCCCCGCAGAGGCCUGGCCAGUCAGGAGAUGGACAAGAAGAUAGCCUUGGAGCCUUCAGAGCCCCAAAGUUCCAUGGAGGAAGAGCGCUCCCCUGGGGUGUCUCCUGUGACUUCUCCCAUGGCCUGCUCUCUGGUAGCCUCCCCUAUAGCCUCUAGAGCUAGCUCCCCUGUCUGCUCCCCCGUCAGCUCCCCCAGUCGUGACAACAGUCAGGAGGUGUCAGAGCCACCAGAGGAUGACCCACAGGACAAGGAGCACGGGGCCUCUCCAUCCCCCUCUCUGUCUCCACCCAAAGAGCUGAAACACAGCACUGAACGAUCAGCUGUAGAGGAUGAGGCCACGCACCUGGAUGCGGACGAUGAAGACGAGAGUCACAUUGAGUCGACAGCAGAGCCAGAGAAACACGGAGACGUGCAGCAGCUGGAGCCAGGGCCUUGUAAAGAGCCUCCUAAAGCCCAGUCCUACAUCACACCGGCUUUUCUCCAUCUGAACCGUGAGGAUUCUGAACAAUGUCAGGAGGAGGAGUCUGUAGUUGUGGCUUAUAGGUGCGAGGAGGAGCAGCCUGCCAACACCGGAGAAGAGAGAAGCAAACAUAUCCAGGAACAGGCACCUACAACAUCAGCAGUAGCAGCAGUAGACUCUGACCACCCCGUUGACUCAGAGAGCAGCAGUCAGGAGGCUCCUCACCAGCCACAGCAGACACCGAACGCUAGAGAGCUGAGUCCUGCUGUCGUACUAAGAGACAGAGAGGAGAUGGAUCCCCCGGUGUACCCUGAGCCUGACGUGGACCAGGAGACGGCCCAGGCCGUACAGAGCCUCACCCAGGAGACGGCCCAGGCCGUACAGAGCCUCACCCAGGAGACGGCCCAGGCCGUACAGAGCCUCACCCAGGAGACGGCCCAGGCCGUACAGAGCCUCACCCAGGAGACGGCCCAGGCCGUACAGAGCCUCACCCAGGAGACGGCCCAGGCCGUACAGAGCCUCACCCAGGAGACGGAGCGCGACCCAGAGACAGAUAGCGUCAGCUCGGUGUUCCACCAGGACUGUGUGGAGAGAGAGACCCAGGAGGCGUGCCGGAGCCUGCAGACUUACACCCACCACGUGACGCCCCAGAGUCCCCCUCACACCCUAACUUCGCUGGACGAAGGCUGCCCCCAGUCUGACCACAGCAGCCCCCUGUCCUCGGCCCACACCCACCCCAGCCAGUCGGUGCGCUCCGUCAGCAGCCCGGCUGUGUCCAUCCUGGAGAGUAGUGGAGGCAGCGGUCCGGCUGUGUCCAUCCUGGAGAGUAGCGGAGGCAGCGGUCCAGCUGUGUCCAUCCUGGAGAGUAGUGGAGGUUACACCCAGAUCAGCCCAGACCACGCCUCCAUCUCUGUCCCCUCCUCCCUCCACAACAUGGCAACCAGCCCCAUGAUGGAUGUGCCGUCAGUGUCAGACCACUCGUCCCAGCAGGUGGUGGACAGUGGCUUCAGUGACCUGGGCUCCAUCGAGAGCACCACAGAGAACUACGAGAACCCCAGCUCCUAUGACUCCACGCUGGGGGGCAGCAUCUGCGGUGGGGCCGGGGGUCCCUCUCAGAACAGCUGCUCCUACGGCCCCCUCCCCCCUAGCGGCCUGGCGCAGAGUAGCUGUGCCGUUAGCCAGCAAAUGGCGGGCGUCAACCCUGGCAGCUGUGGUAUGAUUCAGCAGAAUAGCCUGAGCUCCCCGCAGCACUGCAACGUCAAGUCACCACAGGGCUGUGUGGGAGUGGUGGAGAGACCACCGAGUCACAGUCAACACAGUCACAGUCAACACAGUCACAGCCAUACAAUCCCACACAAUCCCCAUGGCCAUACUAGGCACACAAUCACUCCACACAGUCUGCCUCACGGUGCGCCACACAAUCAACACAGCCAGCUAACGCAACACAACCCAUACACACACCCGCACACACACCCUGCACACAGCCAGCUACAUAGUGUACGACACAAUCAGCUCAGCCAGCAUGGUCAACACACCCUUCACACUCAACACGGCACCAGCCAGCACAGCCACUGUCAGCAGCAGACGAUGGCACAGUGUGUCAUUCCCACCAACUUCACAGUGCCCAUGCAGCUAGCUGACAGCCCAGAUUCAGGCAGCUCCAACCUGAGCAGCUUCUACGAGAGGAUAAACCAGGAGGGCUAUAGCAGCGGUCAUUACUCCCAGCCCUCGGCCACCUUCAGCCUGGCCAAACUACAACAGUUGACCAACACCCUGAUCGACCACCCUCAUUCUCUGCCUUUCAACCACCCCCACUCAACCUCCCACCCCAUCACAUCCUUUACAAACAGUGCCUCCCUGUCAUCGCACUCUCAGCACUCUGGCCUGGUGUCUCUAUCCCAGUCCCCACAUCCCCAUGGCCCCCACGGGGCCACUCCUCACCCUGGGGCCUCCCAGGUCCAAGUACAGGCCACCAUGACCCCCCCUCCGCCCUCCUCCCACCCCCUUAGCUCCCCUCAGAUGAUGCUGCAACGCAACGCCAUGGGUAUCCCCAACAUCACCCCCUCCCAGAGGACUCUACAGGCUCAGAUGGCCUCCGGAGGACACAAGUGCCCCACACACAUCUCCAUGCGCUCCAAGUCAGCGGCCCCUGGUCACUCCGCCCACCAGCAGCAGCAGCACCAGCAGCAGAUGUAUAGCCAUGCCCACGGGGCCCCCCAGACAGUCACCAUGCAGGCCCCCUCGUCCCGGACACUUGCUGCCAUGCCCAGGGGCAUGAACUUGGGCACGGUCAACAUCAUGCCAGCCUCCUACAACCACGCUGUGAACAUGCCCACUGCCGCCGCCAUCAACCACGCCAUGAAUGGCUACCGCGUCAACGGUGGUUACCCCGGCAGCCAGAUGUCGAGUCAACAGAUGGCUGCGGCCUACAUGAACCAGUCGCCCGGGUCCCAGUACGCCUCUAUGCAGAUGGGCAUGAUGGGAACGCAACCAUACCCCCAACAGCCCAUGCAGGCUCCGCCCCACGGCAACAUGAGGUUCUCUUCAGCCGGUCACCAUGGAUACAUGACCAACACCGGAACUAUGUCCAAGCAGACACUCAAAGGGCCUUUCAUCAGACGGUAACCCACGGUUACUAAACUAACAGUUAACUAACAGUUAACUAAACGGUAACUACCGACAGACUGAAUCAAUCUGACUGGAUGUUUAAAUCACACAAAUGUGCAUUAUUAAUUAUUAUUACUAUUCGUCCCUGAUGCACACAUUUGGCCUUUUUGGUUGUUGAUAAUGUUUGUUUGUUGUAAUUUUGUUAAUAGUUACUUAAAAACCAGCACUUGGAAAGAAUGCAUCAAGUUUGAUCAACAAGCAAACUUUCUACAAAAAGCUACUAUCUAUAUAUGUCAAAGUAUUUUUGUUCCUAACAGAUGGGAAGCCUUACGUCAUAGAGAUGAACAUUUAUUUAAUUAGUAUUAGUUUCCCUGAUCAGUCCGUAGGGCAGGCAGGGUAGGGGGCCAGGGGGGAGACGGGCGAGAGAUUUCAUCACCGGGAGGGAGAGCGUGAGUGUAGUUAUGUAGCAGCCUCAAAACGAAGCCAUCUAAUGUGCCUGCUACAAACAGAUUUCAACUAUUGGAUAUUCCUAGAACCUGUUCAUUGUACCUGUCUAACAGUGCUGACAAUUAGUUUGUACUAUACUCAUGCCUUUGUAUAUUUAAAUUAUUGUACUUAUUUUGUAAAGUGACAAUUAGCAUGCAUCGGUCUUCGGUCUUCAUUAGUAACAGUGCAUUGAGUAGUACUGUACAAGUGUUGUGCUUAAUAGCAGACAUUUUAAAGACAUUUUAAAGACAUUUUGGCCUUUUGUUAGAUUCCCUCGCUUACAAAGCGGGGGAGAAAGAUGAAACUAUAUUUUGUUAAUUCUAAUAAUAAUGUAAAAAAAAAAUGGUCAACUUCUUUAAUCCUGUUCUUCUGUACGGUCGAGAGGCUUUAUUACCAUGUAUGUAUAAUUCUGAAGUCUUUUGUAACAGAUAUCUUUGAGGCAGCUUUCUGUUUUAUAAUGCAGAAGACUUCUGUCAAGAUAAAUAAGCAUAUUGCACCCCUCACUCUGAUUUUGUUUUUACAUUUCAGAGGUGUACCAAUGUCGAAAAGUGUUGACAUAAAAAAUAAUAAUAAAGAAAUAUAAAUUUAGUCCAAAGUUGAUAUUUUACAAUUUCUUUAAAAAGUUACAUUUUCAUUCCAUCUGUAGAUUUGUUUUCUAUCUUGAUAAAAUGUUGGAUUUAUAUUUUACAAAUUGUAGGAGAAGAGAGGAUGUAAAUAGACCAAACUAAGCUGACAGAUUGCAUGUAAAAAGCCACUUGUAGUUGUGUUUUUGUUCAUAUUGCUCUUUUGUAGCCUUUGUACCUGUACAGAAUGGCUGGUAGGGACAGUCACAGGGGGAGACCUGGCUAUGUGCACAAACAAUUGGACAGAAUGACAGUCUUGUAUUUAUGACUUUUCUCCUUUGGCAGUCACUUAUAAAUGCUGUACAUUUUAGCAUAAAAUAAAUGAUGAUUGACCAUG